Molecule: messenger RNA, 587 nt
Organism: Mizuhopecten yessoensis (Yesso scallop)
Lineage: Eukaryota; Metazoa; Mollusca; Bivalvia; Pectinida; Pectinidae
Product: agrin-like
Exons: 4
Coding region: 65-520 (151 amino acids)
Biological process (GO): multicellular organism development; cell differentiation
Molecular function (GO): protein binding
Source: RefSeq, a predicted model, not a curated record
AUCGUCGUGACUUUGAUAAGAAACACAAAUUCUCUUGCUACAGGACUAGUCGCUAUUUGCAAAGAUGUUCGGUCCGUUUGUGCUCGUGUUUGUAGCGCUCUCUGUGAUCGCCAUUGAUGAAGGAGACAAACGGUCCAGUUGGUACUGUUCGUCCAUCAGACAUCGAGCCUGUUACCCGUACGGAGAACAUCUGAUGUGUGGCACGGACAAUUACACCUACUACAACAGGUGUGAGUUCACAAAAUCCCAUUGUCUGAACAACCAUAUACACGUGGUGCACGAAGGCUCGUGCAACGGGCAGAGCCACCUGACGAGCAACCUCACAUCAGGGGAGCUGCUACUACUUCAGUUUAUGUGUGAGGAUAUCACGGGACACCGUUGUGAGGAGGAUUUUGAUCAGGUGUGCGGCUCCAAUGGUGUGACGUACAUGAACGAGUGUGAGUACGAGCAGGUGAGGUGUAUGCAUAAUGAUCUCACUAUAGUUAAAAAGGGACCUUGUUCACCUUUAGUCAUCGGCUGAGUAACCAUUGACCUUCACGAUUAUCUGUGUCAUUCUUAUUCAAAUUAAACAUAGCCAAAACAAUAUA